AUGUCACAGGACAACAACAGAACAUUAAUGCUGCCGCCGCAGUCGCAGGUGGCGGCACAUAACAGCCUGCCGCUCCGCUUCAGCGACGGGCCGAGGCAGGACGUGCCGUUCCCGACCGUCACGGCCGCCAUCUUCCACCAGGCCAGGACGCAGCCGUCCCGGCCCGCGGCGCGCGACCUCACGUCAAAGACCAACGGGCCGCGCGAGGUGACGUACGCAACCCUAGCCCGCCGCGCAAGAGUCCUGGCCGCAAAGCUCCGGCGGCUGGGCGUGCAGCCCGGAGACAGGGUGCCGCUGGUGGUGAAGCGCGGCAUCGAGAUGCUGGUCGGCAUCGUGGCGGUCCUCUCCUGCGGCGCCCAGUACGUCCCGCUCGACGGCGGCGUCGUCCCGGACUCGACCCUCAAGGUCGUCCUGCGCCAAGCCGGAGAGAGAUUGGCCCUCGUCAUGCCUUCGACCGAGUACCGCGUCCGCGCCGUCAGCGUCGACUGCGUCACCGUCGUCAUCCCCGUCGUCGAGGGUGACGAGGCGGAGGAGGCCGAGCAGGAGCGACUCGGAGAGUACGAGAAGGCGGCAGCCGAGGAGGGGUUUGUCGACCUCGCCAGGCCGGAGCUUGGGUGUUAUGUUAUUUACACUUCUGGCACUACAGGUGAGCCAAAGGGUGUCGAUGUGAUGCACAGCAAUGUCACCAACCUCCUCUGUCUUGGCCCUGGAAACCUUGGUAUCCAGCCAGGGAUGAGCGUUGGACAGGUCCUGAAUAUCUCAUUCGAUAUGGCCGCAUGGGAGAUUCUUGGAUGCUUGUGUAAUGGAGGCACUCUUGUUCUCCGAGGAUCUGAUUGGUUGCCGACUAUUAAGGAGAUUGAUGUUCUCAUUUGCACUCCUAGCAUCCUCGCAAAGUAUAACCCUGUAGAAUUCCCAAGGAUCAAGACGGUGGCUACUGCCGGAGAGCCCAGCAACCAAAGGCUGGCUGAUCUCUGGGCAACGCAUGGCACCUAUUACAACUGCUGCGGGCCCACAGAAACAACAAUCGUCAACACCAUGUCCAAGCAUGUCCCCGGCGCUCCCCUUUCCAUCGGAGUACCAACCCCAAACAACUCGGUUUACAUCCUGGAUGAGCACCUCAACCCCGUUCCUUUUGGAGAGCCUGGAGUGAUGUGGGCUGGAGGUGCUGGUGUCUCGCGGGGUUACAUUGGUCUGCCUGAAAAGACGCAAGAGAAGUACCUGCCGGAUCCGUUUGCCAACAAUGGAACUCAAAUGUACAACACGGGUGAUUUGGGCAGGUGGAACCAAGAUGGAAGCAUUGACAUUCUGGGACGAGUGGAUGAUCAGAUCAAGAUCAAGGGAUUCCGCGUUGAGCUUGACGGUGUCUCGGCCUCGCUCUGCUCUGGCCCCGGCAUCACGGGUGCUGUUGCUCUCUUCAUCAACCAGGAAAUCCAUGGUUUUAUAUCCCCGCGAGUCUGUGAUCUGGAUGCCCUGAAGGAGCACCUGUCAAAAAGUCAGCCCUAUUAUGCUGUACCCACAAAGUUUCAUUGCAUGGAUGAUCUGCCGCAUACAGCCAACGGCAAGCUGGACAAGAGGGCACUCCGCGAGUAUGCGGCAGCCAAGCAGAGCCUCGCUUCGGCCUCGGACAGCAACCUCUCCGAGACCAGCAGCAGCAACCUCUCAGACGCAACCACUGCAACCUCCAUCGACGAGAAGAAGGAGAUGCAACAGCAGAUCGAUCUCAGCGCCGAGGUACCAGAAAAGACGUGGAAGAAGCCGAUUCGCAACCUUGUCUACCGCGUCUUCAUCGUCUACCGGUUUCUGUUCUCGGUCGUUGGAAUUGCCAACCUCACCGCUCUGGUCUGCAUUCUCGCAACCGGUAUCCCGCGAGUGUGGCUCACCAACAUGACUGCCAUAAACCUCGUUUUGGCUGUUCUCAUUCGCCAGGACCACGUCAUCAAUGCCCUCUACACCAUAUGUUGCUCGAUACCUACAUCCUGGCCACUCGCUAUUCGUGCCCGCGCCGCAAAGAUCUACCACCUCGGUGGCCUUCACUCUUCUGCCGCCUUCUGCGCAGGUGUAUGGCUGCUGGCUUCGACAAUCAACGGCGCCGUCUGCUCCCUCACCGACUGCGGCCCUGCCUCUGGUCCUCAGCAGUCGGUCGCGUCGGCCGUUAUCUCGUGGCUCCUUAUCAUUCUUUUUGGUGUCAUGUUCGGCUUCGCGUACCCUCCCAUCCGCAAAAAGUAUCACAACAGGUUCGAGCUCGUGCACCGCUUUGUGGGCUGGUCGAUGUUGGGCGUCUUCUGGAUCGAGACCUUCAUCAGCGCCAGCGACGUGUCCCGUGCCACCGGCAUCGAACUCCACGUCGCCAUCGCUCAGUCUGCAUCCAUCUGGCUGCUCACCGUCGCCACCUUCAGCAUCGCCCUGUCUUGGAUGUAUCUCAAGAAGGUGCCCGUCGACGCCGAGGUUCUCUCUGACCACGCCGUGCGCCUCCACUUUGACUACACCGUUCCCGUGAACGGCAGCUUCACGCGCAUCUCGAACCGCCCGCUGUUCGAGUGGCACUCGUUCGCCACUGUGCCUGCCCCGCAGCCCGCCAACGGCCGCCCCGCGGGCUACUCGCUCGUCGUGUCCAACGCGGGCGACUGGACCAAGGCAAUGAUCCAGAACCCGCCAAGCCACCUGUGGGUGCGCAGCGCGCCGACGUGCGGCGUCAUGCGCGUCGCCACCCUCUUCAACCGCGUCGUCGUCAUGGCCACCGGGUCAGGCAUUGGUCCGCUCAUGGGACACAUCCAGAGGCCUUCCUGCGCAACCCAGCUCAUCUGGAGCACGCCCAACCCGGAGAAGACGUUUGGAAAGGGUAUCAUUGACACCAUCCACGCCACCAUCCCCGACGCGAUCAUUCACGACACGCGCGUGUUGGGCCGUCCGGAUCUGGUAAAGAUGGGCUACAACUUGGCAAAGAGCUUUGGUGCCGAGGCGGUCAUUAUUAUUGCUAAUGAGAAGAUCACUAAGAAGGUGGUCUAUGGGUUGGAGACGAGGGGAGUUCCUGCCUAUGGCGCCAUUUGGGAUAGUUGA
Messenger RNA from Pyricularia grisea, 3057 nucleotides. RefSeq lists its product as uncharacterized. The record is from RefSeq and is a predicted model, not a curated record. Bases 1 to 3057 code for a protein of 1018 amino acids. The transcript is spliced from 7 exons. NCBI's taxonomy places the organism in Eukaryota, Fungi, Ascomycota, Sordariomycetes, Magnaporthales, Pyriculariaceae.